Messenger RNA from Puntigrus tetrazona (Sumatra barb), 4150 nucleotides. RefSeq names its product KIAA0753 ortholog. The transcript is spliced from 17 exons. NCBI's taxonomy places the organism in Eukaryota, Metazoa, Chordata, Actinopteri, Cypriniformes, Cyprinidae. The coding region runs from base 266 to 2914 and encodes 882 amino acids. Gene Ontology annotation, cellular component: centriolar satellite. Gene Ontology annotation, biological process: protein localization to centrosome; centriole replication. The record is from RefSeq and is a predicted model, not a curated record.
AAGAAGUGUUUUGUUGUCAUGGCGGUGUUUUAAACUGCUUGACGUUUCCUAAAAACAAAUCUUGAUUUUAGCUUCUCAUUGCCAACCUCCCGUCAUGUUUAAAUACAACACCACGGACUUACUCGUCGGUUAUUGUGCGAUAAAUCAAUUGCUUUUUUUUGCAGUCGAUCGGAUCAGUAGAUAAUUGCUCUUAGUAGGAUUACUCAAGCAGGACUGGUUGACUUUGUUACUUCCGUCAAGACGGCACGUAAAAAAUAUUUUCAAGAUGAUUUCAGAUUUCCAAAGGGGGUCUGCUAUGACCAUUGGUGACCUGGGCUCUGUGAAUCGUGAAUGGAUUAGAAAAGAAUCCUCUGGGUCUCCUAUGACUGGUCUGCAAACGCAACUUCAGUUCAAUAAUACAGUGACAGCCAGUGUUCUCAACCGAGCCACCCGCGUGGGACCCCCUUCUCCCAUCAUAAUAGAGAAACUUAAACCCCGUACAGAAAGGCAGGAUGAUCUGGAGAGCUGCAGCAGCUCCGUACGUCUCUCAGUCCUCUCAGAAGAGCGUCUGCAGGCUGCCGUCAGACUCGCCAGGAGAGAUCUGCGCAGGAAACAUCAGGAAACCAUCAGCCGUUUGUCACCCGAACCAGCAGAAACAUCCCACAAUAUCAGCUCACAAAGAAGAAACAUAGAUUGCAGUCCUUAUGCAGUCCAGCCAAAGAUAUCAGUUCCAAAAACACUAUUUAAAAAUGAUGCUCAAGUGCUUGUUUAUACGCCUCAGGAACCCAACAGCCAACUUAAACGGGGCCAGCCGCCCAAUAAAGACCUCGACCCGAGAGUCAACAGCGGUGAACCACAGCUCACCCAGGAGAUCCGGAAAUUACAGAAGGAGCUCAGCACGUACGUGCAAAGGAUAGAGCAGUUGGCUAAUAAAGGACGCGCUGUGGAGGUUCUGGAGCCUGAUGAGAAACAAAGGAUGGAGAUCCGGCGACAGGAGCAAGCGGCCCGUUCUGCACGUAUCAUCUAUGUGUUACAGCCACAGGUUAAAGAAAUACAGGAGGAUCUAGACAAGCUGCGCUUCCAGAAUGCCAAACACACCCAAAAGUCCAGGGCAAUGGACAGACUGGCCGCUGCUCACCGGGGGGCUGUAAGAGCCAUGCAGGUCUUUAUCAACCAGGUGUCAGAUCCUGCCGAGAACAGAGUGCCCACCCACUGCAAAGAGCUGGGGCAGCUGAUUCGCCAGCUCUCUCUCUGCUCAGCCAAAGCAGAGGUGGGGCAAGGAUCUGCCGUUCCAGAGACAGCCCUCGACAUCCUGCAGAAAUUAGAGAUGUUGGACCAAGCACUGAGUAAGCAGGAGACAUGCAAGAAAAGAGAAGUUGAUUUGCAGAACGUCAACCCAGUUGAAAAGACUUCUACCAGGGUCAGGGCCCGCAGCAUGUCCCCUCCACGUCCUGCUAGAGCACCCACCGAGAGGACCUCACAAAGACCCCAAAAGACAGCUGCUACAAAAAAGCCUGAAGGCAGCAGACUGGCAGCAAAAUCCCACAGGACCUCACAAGCACUGGUGAAGGAGCGCAAUGAAGUUCUGAAGGCAGGGCUAGAGAGCCUUUUGCAUCAUCAAAAACUGAGAGCGGCAGAAGCACAGAAGCCCAACAAAACUUCUAGUGCUAUCAACCCAGACCUUGUUAAGCAGGCCGGUCAUGUUCGCGAUGCCAGCUUCCAGCAGCCCACAGUCUCAUCUCGACUGAGGGAAAACCAGGUACCUCAGAAAGAGCCCACUGUGCCUUGGAUACCAACAUCCCCUUACUCUCCUCCUCGUCCACGUGCUGUGUCUAACCGGCCAGAGCCCAGAUGUCUGUUCUCACCUAAAAAGAGCCCUGAAAGGCAGAAGCCACAGACCAGACCUAGUGGCAGCACACCGCUCAGCCCUUCAGCACACGACAGAAAUCAAGCCCAAAAUGAAGCUCUUAGGCAAGCCUGGCUGGACCGGUUGACUGCAGACAGACUAAGAGAACUGAAUUGUUUGAGUAAAGAGGAGGCUGACCGCAUUAACAAACUCCGGACCACAGUGGGCUCUCCGACACAAUGGGCGGAAAAAGCUGAGCAGGCCGCUAGAGAAAGAAUCCAGCCACUGUUGGAUCAAGCCAAGCAGGUAGUAGGAGCAGGAAGUGAUGCACUCAGAGAGCGGAUGAAGGUUGCAGAUAAGCCUGGGGCCAGUGAGGACGUACUGAGCGAAGCUCUUCUGGAAGAUCUUCUGGAGGACGCAGCUCGAGCACUGUGGGUUACUGAGAGGCAGCAGGUGGCCAAGGCUGAUGCUGAGAAACAGCUGCAGGGCCCCACUUUAGAGAGCAUGUUGCUCAGGAUGGAGGAGAUGGAGAGAGACCAGGAUGAAGUGCGUCGACGCUUUGCUAUGAUUUCAUACUCUGACCCUCAUAUCUGGGAAAAAGGCACAGACGCUGGAAGGAAUAUUACUAGCUCUAGGCCGGCCUCUCCUCAGCCAAUCCGUCUGACGAAACCAGUCCUGAAUGCACCCGGUACGGCCGACAUCCUCCUGCAAAAGCCGGUGGAGACUGGAGCUGCUGUAGACACAUCGAUACUAGAUGAGGAGUCUUUAACUCUGAAUGACCCCAGUCAUCCAGGCCCAGCUGGAGGGGGAAGCGUACGAGGGCUUUACCUGACUGUGCCGCCCAGCAUGCAGAGGAGUAUCCAGAAAUACAGGGAGAACCAUGAUGCCUUUCUGCGCCUGGUUUCACACGAGGCUCUGGGGAGCUUCAAUCCUUGGGCGAUAGCAGACAGUCUGGCCGAUGAGCUAAUGGCUGAGGCUCUGGCAGAUGUGGCAGCAGAGUUCCAGGAUGUUUGCGAAGAGUAUGCGGAAGCUGUUUUCACUUCAGAGUUCCUGCGGCCAGUCCAGUCUCCCACCACAUCGAUGUCAUAGAGGCUCCUUAUAAACAACUUGCAAGCAGUGACACUUUGAUUAUAUUUUUGGAACAGAACUUUGUCAUAUCCAGGUUGAUAUCUUUGUAUGUUUUUCCAUGAAUCACAUUUAAAUAAUGGACAAUAUACAAUCAUUGAACCUGAUGGUUAAAGCUUGGUUUUUACCCAGACCGCUAUUUCUGUUGUAAUGCGAAACCUCAGUGGGCGGUCUGACUUUUAAAUGCAAACAGAUGCUUUUUAGCACACGGCUAACAAAUGUCACAUCAGUGUGACAUAAUCCAUACAACCUUCUUCAUGCAUUAGUCAAUGCAUUAGUUGACUUUUGCAUUUCCUGUUCAGCAUAGACAAAAGCCUUAAAAGAACCUCUACAUUAUUAAUGUAUUACAAAUGAUAAGAUGUACACUGUUUUCUAUAAAUAUCUCACACUAGAGGAACACGCACUCGCUUCCUACCAAGCUGCAUUAAGUGCCUGUCUGCAUCGGAACAGGAAUUUGUUACUUUGUGGACUGAUUUCAUAUUCUCUAAAUGUUUUUUGUUUCUCUUUGCUAAUUGCCUUUAAGUUCACCGAGCGUCCAUAUGUUGUCCAGUGAGACCGGACAGGUGAAGGUAUACUUAGAGUGUAUAGUUUACGUGUCAGAGCACGAGGGGGAAAGUGGCUCUCAGAUGGGUCCAGAUGUUCUGCUGGUAUGCAAAAAAUUUGUUAGGACGAGGUAAGCAUUACAAGCAUUCUUAUCAUCAAAAUGUACACGCAUACAGCUCUAAUAUAACAAAGUAAGUCUAUAAUAAUCAGAGAGUGUGCCGUUUAGACAUUUAGGAAUAUAACAUUAGCGUCUACGUCUUUUAAGGGCUUUUUAUGGCUUUAAAAGUAUCUGUUGUCCCCUUGAUGCUUAAUUCUAAUGCAGUGAGCAGAUUUUAUGGUACAUUUCUUAACCUGUCAGGUUGUAGUUUAAACCCCCAGAUGUGAGUCACAGGUUUCUUCCCAGUGUUCAGUUACCUACUUAUUUGUGAAAAGUGCCAAAAGCAAACUAAUGCACAAGUGACUGCAUUUGCCAGCAAAUUCUAGGCUUCGUGCCACGAACCAUUAUUAAUGCUGUGACUCUACUGGAAUAUAGUCACCAUUUUGGCAUGAACUUGUUCUUGGUUGUGUUUUUAUUGCCGGUGAAAGAUGCUCGUUGAAUUUGUAUUGUGUUUAUAAUCAUGAUUUAAUUUAUAAAGAAAAUAAAUGUUUUAAAAUGGC